UUUUGUUAAUAGAAUGUGUCAUGUAUCAAAAUAUUGUAAAAAUUUUUAGUUAAAAUAAAAUAAAAAUUUAAAAAUACAAUAAACAUUUUAAAAUUUUAAAAACAGAGAAACAAUGAAAAAACGGCUCUGUAAGUGUCCACCAAAAUUGCAGCAAGCGUGCAAGGCAAAGCAAACCGAUUGCAAAGAUGUUUCCGAAAUCAUUGAGGCUCUUACAUAUCAAGCUGAAUGUUCAAAAAAGGAGAAGAAAUCUAAACCACCUACAUUUAAAACAAAACCAUUCAAGCCGAGGCAUUAUAAGGACACAUGUGUUCCCAUGGCGCCCUCUAUGCAUACUAGGUUAAGAUACAUAGGUCAUUGUUCGGCAGAACCGCCUUCUAGAAGAUCUGAAAACGUGAAAAGAAAGAGAUACCCCGGGAUAGAGUCUACAUCGUCAUCAGACGAAGGAAGUGGCAUCUUAAGAAAAAGGAAGAAAAAAGAAAGUAAAAAGAAAAGGGUGACAUACUUGGAUUUGGUACCCGCUGAUAUAUCUUUACCUGUUCCGCCUCCUAUAGUGAAACACACGUCAUCUGACAAAGAGAUUUUUAAUGUCCCUAGUCCUAAAACGAGUGGCGAAGUCAUUAGUGCUGCAAAGACUGUCGUCAAACUAAAGGAUCAUAAGCCGCCAUUACCACCGAAUGCGGGUUAUGAAUUGUUUAAGCCACACAGUGGUAUAGUAAUAAACAGAGAUAAAUCAUUUGUUCCUGAUGCCGUGUACGCGCCUGGUCCGAGAAAAAUCAUUAGUGAUAAGCCGAGAAAACCGUGCCAUAAAGGAGGGAUGUGCUUAAGAAAAGACUGUCCAAGGAAGAAAUGCAGAAAGUUUGCAGCUAUGCACAGAAGAAAACAAUGUUUCGGCAAAGAAAGAAGGAUGGCUGAGGUCCCCUAUACAACUUUGGGAGUAACUGACGGAAAGCCAAGAGCGAGAGGGACACAGAAGCAUUUAAAGGAUGAUGACUCAGUCUGUGGCUUAGAUGAGAUUCCUAAACCCGAACAUGUACACAUACCGGCGAAUCUUAAAAGGGGUACACUAGAGACACAUUCCUUGACCGUCCUGCCUUGUACCAAAGAAAGAAAGCCUGACGUUCAUUACGGCAUUUUGACUGGAUCGUUCAAUAUGUAUGAUACAAAAUUCGGCGGACGUUCAAGAGGCAGACAAGCUCUCACGAUGAGCGUCAUGGCAUAUUGUUUAGCGUUUCACUAUCAUCCAAAACAAUGGACCAUGAAGUUAAUUGAUAAUUUAAUAGAUGCCGGGGAUCAGUGGUACGUGCAAUGUUUGGAUAAAGUCCACGAUCAUUCCGCGGUUCAAGGGAUCUGUGAGGUUCUACCUUUUGGGAAGAAACAGACGUUAAUACUGAAUGGAAAGCGAAUGCAAGUGCUAUUAGGAGAACCCGAAAUUGUUGGCUACACAAUGUCACUUGAUCCAACAGUUUAUAAUCUUUGUCGUGGGCUUAAAGCAUUUUUUAAGGAUAAUCGGGCCGGCGUCGUGUUGACCAGAGUGAUGAAAGUUGUAAUAUGGAGAGACAAAGUUUGUUAUUACAUAUUCGAUCCGGCCGGAAGAGACUCCAGAGCCUACUCGAACUUCUCCAACGGUUGUUCCGCUUUAAUAAACGUGAAGGAUCUACCGGCGGUCGCAGACGUCAUUCUGGCUCGCAGCGUUGUUGAUGACCAGAAAUUUGUACUCGCCCCCGUAAAAGUGCUGAAAAUGAUCGACGAGAAAUGCGACGAGGAUUUCGAAUCCGAUAAGGAGUUAACCCAAGCCGAGAAAGCGAUGAUGGGCUACAGGAUUUUGAAUGAGAAUUGCGCCAUCGUGAAUGCUAACAUGCAUUUGGGGGAUCGGUGUUUUGAAGACGCGAAGUUUCGUCAGGCGAUACCCAUCGCGGUUGUGGCUAUGACGUACGCAAAAAUAUCACCCCCUAACACGUGGUUCUCGAAGACAUUGGACAAAGUCUUACGUCUGGGCAACAAACUGUACAUGGAUUGUUUACACCCGAAAGUUAUGAUCGACAUGACCAUCGACAAUAUUCCGAAUGAAGUAAUCGUUGGGCCGUAUUCGUGCGAAAUCAUUAUUUAUAGAGAACGCGUGAAGGGACAAUUGUUUACGACGAAAGAGUGCAUUUUUAAUAUCAAGUCUGGAUUAGAAGAUUUCUUCAGCCACGAGUACAACAGUGGAAUUUUAGAUUUCAAUAACUACGCGUUAGCCGUGUGGAGACAGAAAGAGAUGUACUAUCUCUUCGAUCCUUAUCCUCGGACUAACGACGGUUUGAGGUCCGUGAACAAUGGGAAAGCGUGUUGCUGGAUGUUGCUAAACCCAGAGGCGAUGGCGUCUGUGUUUACCAGAAACUGGGAUUAUAUGCCAGCCACGACACAGUUCUAUAUACAUGCGUUUAAAGUAUUGAAAUUGAAAAAGAGGGAGGCAAAGACUCAAAUCGUGUGUACCCUAAGUGAUGAGCAGUUACCGGGGGCGAAAGGGAAAUCGAAGAGAAAAGUUCUGCCCAUGAGCAAGGCUCAAGGUGAUGGGAAGGAAGUGUUUCACGACGUUAUGCCGAGGGAAGAUUUUGAACUACCACAAACAGGGCCUCAAGAUGAAGAGCAAAUGGGAGAUAUUAUAUCGUUAGUGGACAGCAUUCAAGAGGAUUAUCUACCGCCUAUUCCACUCAGGUAUAAGAAUGCUGCCCCGGAGCCGCUUGAAGAAAAAGUUGUGAACCUGGACUCUCCUACGGUGUCUGUGACCCAAGUGGUGCCUCCGUGGCCGAAGCCCCGGGACAAGAGCAACGACGUUCCGGAGCCCGACCCAGAUCCGGAGCCUACGCCCCCGCCUACACCUCCGCCGGCACCGCCGCCGGAAGGAGGAGCAGAAGAGGAGGAAGAGAUGGGCGAGGAGGAAGAAGAUGAAGAGACUAUGAAAAGAAAGAAAGAGGAAGAAGAGAGAAGAAAGGCUGAAGAAGAGGAAGCCAGAAGGAAGGCUGAGGAAUUGCCGCCACCGCUUCCCCCGCCGCCGCCCUCACCGCAGCCAGAACCUGAAGUACCGUUGGCUCCAGCCGAAGUGGUAGAAGACGAGGUCCAAACCCUUCCCGCAACCAACGUGGACCGUCACAUUCUACUAACAGAGGACGCGCGUUACCGUUCAAAAUUACGCCAACUCCGCAAGAAAAUGACCCAGCCUCUCGCUGAAGAUCAAUUAGAAAUCAGUCCCGACGAAGAGCUGGCCAAACCUAGCAAUUUCAAGAAUCUACCGGACAACACUCAAAUCGUGAGAGGAACGUCGGCCAUUAACGAUACGAAGACCUUGGAUGUUUUGCCGUUCGCUGCGAUAAUGGCGAUUGUGACGUCAUACAAGUACAGUGUGAACACGUGGACCGUUGGUAUUGUCAACUUUGUCGUGGAUACAGCGAAGAAACUCCAUGAGAAUAAGCAGCAGAAGUUUCAGCUCGCCCCUGUUCAUGUUAUACCGAAGAUUGCUAUUGGACAUCAGGCAUAUAGCGCAGUUAUCGACGUAGUAGGCGAAGGUCCGACUUGGCAACUGGAAAACACGUUGAACAACAAAUUCUUCUAUAGAGGUGACCGUGGAAUGGUUACGACCGCUACAUACAGCUGUGCAUUUUUCAAGAAAAAUGGCCUUUUUUAUCUAUAUGAUGGCAGUUCUUGCAAUCCCAUGGGUUUGAGGGAUCUGUCUGGGAAAGGAAAGGCGUGUUUGUUACGAUUUAGGAAUCUCCACGAUAUGGUGGUGAGGAUUUCGUAUAACAAAGAUGGCAAAAAUCCUGAGCAGCAGUUUGUUUUGAGCAAAAUUAUCGUACGGAGACUUUUGACUGAACCGCGUCUACAAUUACCAGAAGAUUACGACUUUGAAACCGGCAGACCUAAGUCUGAAAAAUCCAAAAUGUCUAUCGUAGACUCAAAAAAAAGCUCUUCUGAUAAGAAGAAAUCCUCUAUUGAUGCAGAACCAAAAAGCGAAACGGCAAUCGGAUACCAAAUAAUCAAUGGAAUAUAUAGGAUAGAAGGAACGACGUCACUAAAGGAUAAAAAGGCAUCUACAGAUGUUAAAGCAUGUCAUUUUGUUUGUCUCAUCGCGAUGUUACUGGCAACUAUGCACCCGAUAAGAACAUGGGAUCAUUUACUAGUCGACACGUGUAUAGAAAAGGGUUUGGAGAUAUUCGAGAAGGCAACGAAUAAAAGCAUUUGCGAGAAGAGAGUUAUUAAGAACAUAAUUCUAGAUGGAAAAUUCAUUAACGUGAACAUAAAGAAGAUUCUCGUCGUCAACGAAAAUCCAGAGAAACGCCUUGACCAGUACAUAAGAGCGGUUCUGAAGCGGCUUCGCUACGUUUUAGUUAGGUUUUCCUCCUGCAAUGUUGUAAUUUGUCAAAGCGAAGGCUACUAUCACCUGUUCGAUCCAUAUCCGCCCCCAUCUGAGAAAACAGAACCAUCCGAAGCUGAGAAAAAGAAGGCAGCUGAAACGGGUACUUCUCUGAAGACUGCGGCCUCAGUGGCUGCGUGGACCCUUUACCGAUCUGUGGAUGCUGUCGUCGCACGACUCAUUCUAAUUGCUACAGACCCUAACUCGCCCGAAUUUUAUACUUUCGAGUUGACAUCCGUCAAAACUGCUCCAAGGCAUUCCGCUUUGAAUUACCGGUUGAGUCCCCUUUUCAAACCAGACGAAAAUCCAAAUACACCCUAUUUAAGACGAAAACGAGUGCGACCUUUAGUAGAUGAGAAAAUGUAUUGGUUGAAUAUCGAAUCGAUUCCGUGGUCUCGUAUGAACCCUGUCAACGAUUUGGGUUUCGAAAGAAAGACUCCAAAAGCGAUGUGGAAGGACUGGGAUAUCGAAUUUCCUGGCGAUUUGUAUUCGCUUUGGGGCUCAGUGCAUCCUAAAGACAGCAAAUUUGAAGAGAUGCACCGUGGACAGCAAUACUUAGCCACCUGUGUUGUCGCACUGGUUAUGACUCAAGCAUGUAGUCUGAGCGCUUGGACUGGUAGCUUUCUUGAUGGAAUUGUCGAAAACGGCCACAACUAUCAUACAAAAUGCCAUACUAAAAUAAGCGGGCAACAGAACCAAGAAAUCACACUAGAAUACCUUGACACAAGUUAUGAUGAUAUGUAUCCCUACUCAUUCUCAUUCAAAUUUGAUAAAGUCAUAUUUGGUUUUGUUUACAAUAUUCAGCCAGACCGUUUUAAUUUGAGUAAAGCAUUGGUGUACUUUUUUGAAAAGAAUAGUAAUGGUAUAUUAAUAAGUCCAGCAAAAAACUUGGCUUUUGGGAGAACUGAUACGUCAUAUUUUAUGUUUGACUGUCAAAGUCAUGGCGCUCCGGUAUUUUGUCCUGGUCAGGGGUCUUCAUACAUUUUGAAGUGUGAGAGUCUCAACCGUCUUAUAUAUUGCAUUGCAAUUACUUUAAAUAUUAGGCGACAUGGGCAACAGUUUCAUCUAUUUAAUAUAAAUGUUACACUUACAGAAAAAUCUAAAUAAAGUAAUGUUUAAA
Pieris napi is the source of this 5507-nucleotide messenger RNA. RefSeq lists its product as uncharacterized. The record is from RefSeq and is a predicted model, not a curated record. The coding region runs from base 113 to 5494 and encodes 1793 amino acids. NCBI's taxonomy places the organism in Eukaryota, Metazoa, Arthropoda, Insecta, Lepidoptera, Pieridae. The transcript has 23 exons.